This is a messenger RNA of Thunnus maccoyii (southern bluefin tuna), 1564 nucleotides long. RefSeq names its product matrix metallopeptidase 30 (gene mmp30). Bases 1 to 1440 code for a protein of 479 amino acids. Gene Ontology annotation, biological process: proteolysis; extracellular matrix organization; collagen catabolic process. The record is from RefSeq and is a predicted model, not a curated record. Gene Ontology annotation, molecular function: metalloendopeptidase activity; zinc ion binding. NCBI's taxonomy places the organism in Eukaryota, Metazoa, Chordata, Actinopteri, Scombriformes, Scombridae. The transcript has 10 exons. Gene Ontology annotation, cellular component: extracellular matrix.
AUGGAAGGUGCACUGGCUGUUAAUUCAGUGAUGAUGGUGGUGACUGUAGCACUCUGUGGAGCUGUGCCCACCUCUUCACCCAGCCAAGAAGAGCUCACUAAAGCACAGGAUUAUCUGUCUCAGUUUUUCUCUGACAUGGGUGUCAGUGCUCCCAAUGGUACCUGGCGCAGCGCUCUGGAUUCCUUUGAGGACACUCUCAAGAAAAUGCAGGAGUUUUUUGGCCUGGAGGUGACGGGGCAGUUGGACUCCAACACCCUGCAAGUGAUGGCUCGCCCCCGCUGUGGCUUCACAGAUGUGCUUAAAUAUAGCCACUUCGAUGGUCGACCCAAAUGGGACAAGACAGUGGUCACAUACAGGAUAACUGACUACACACCAGACUUGAGCCAAAGUGAUGUGGAUGCCACCCUAGCUAAGGCUCUGAAACUCUACAGUGACGUCAUUCCUCUGGAUUUCAGGCAAAUCCACAGCGGCACUGCUGACAUCAUGAUCAUGUUCAAGGCUCAAGAACAUGGAGACUUCGCUCCAUUUGAUGGAGAGAAUGGGGUCCUGGCUCAUGCAUUCUCCCCUGCAGAAGGCAGAGGAGGUGACACCCAUUUUGAUGAAGAUGAAAACUGGACUCUAACCUCAACAGGAGCCAACCUGUUCUUGGUGGCAGCCCAUGAAUUUGGCCAUGCACUGGGAUUAGCACACUCUCAGGUCCAAACAGCUCUGAUGUUUCCCACCUACCAAUAUGUGAACACGGAGGGGUACACACUACCAGAUGAUGACAGACAGGGAGUGCAGGCUAUCUACGGAGUCAGAGAAACGUCAGUUCAGCCGACAAUAAAACCUGUGCCUCAACCAGCACCAGAACCAGAACCUGCCCCAGACAUGUGCAGCAGGAACCUGAUUUUUGAUGCCGUAACCUCCAUUGGCCGUAAUCUCUAUUUCUUUAAAGACGGACAUUUCUGGAGGAGGAGCAGCAGAUGGGGCGGCAUCGUCAUGAAGAAGAUUCAGUCUGUCUGGCCUGGGAUCAGCAAAGUUGAUGCUGCUUAUGAGUAUAAGAUACGCAACACUGUUGUUUUCUUUGAAGGGGAUCAUUACUGGGCGAUCAGUGGAAACACUGUACUACGUGGUUAUCCUAAACCUCUCAGCGACUUUGGCUUCUCUCAAUCUGUCACCAAGGUAGAUGCUGCCGUCCAUGUGUCAGUCACAGGCAGAACCCUUCUCUUUGUGAACAAUAGAUACUGGAGCUACAAUGAAAGGAGGGGGAGAAUGGAUGCUGGGUACCCAAAAUUCAUUCACAAAGAGCUCCCUGGGAUUGGCUUCAGGGUGGAUGCUGCUUUUGAGAGCAGAGGUUACCUGUACUUUUCAUAUGGAUCCGAACAAAAAGAGUACCACUACUUGAGAAGAAGAGUGCUUCGUACUCUGUUAAACUAUAGAUGGAUGGAUUGCAACUAAAGAAACAAAGACCCAAAUCUCUCUCUCUCUCACACACACACACACACACACACACCUUUGAGCAUGCAAUAAUAGCUAUGGUCUACUCCACAUCCUAAACAGCUUAUGGGGGCUUUUCUGUAGA